AUGGCAUCAAUAUCGGAGGUAGAGAGCUCUGCAGAUAAGGGUUUUAUUAGCCUUCAAGAACUGGUAAAAGGUCCCAUGAUAACAAUCCCACAAGAUUAUAUUAGGGUUCAUCAAGAACCAGUCUCUCAUCAACCUACUUUUUUACCAAUUAUUGACCUGAAAAAACUGCUUUCUACUGAUCAUCAUGUCUCGGUUUCUGAGAUUCAAAACCUCCAUAUAACCUGCAAAGAUUGGGGUUUCUUUCAGUUAGUGAAUCAUGGAACUAGUAGUUCUCUGGUGGAAAAAGUGAACUAUGAGAUUGAAGAAUAUUUCAAGCUUCCAUUUGAAGAGAAAGCCAAGUACAAGAGUAGACCAGGUGAUUAUGAAGGGUUUGGGAGUGUGGUUCGAGGAGAUGGAAAGCACGAUUGGGCUGAUCGAUUCUUUGUCGUAACUAACCCGAUUCAUAGUCGAAAACCAUACCUCUUCCCAGAGCUCCCUUCAUCCUUAAGAAAUAUACUAGAGUCGUACUUGGAGAAAGUGCAGAACCUUGGGAUGAAGCUUCUAGGGUUCAUGGCAGAAGGUCUGAAAGUGGACAAAGGAGAGAUGGAGGAGUUGUUUGAAAAUGGAAUCCAGUCGAUGAGGAUGACAUACUAUCCACCAUGUCCAGAACCAGAGAAGGUGAUGGGAAUUACACCUCAUUCAGAUGCUACUGGAAUCACCAUUCUUCACCAAGUCAACGGAGUUGACGGACUUGAGAUUAAAAAAAAUGGAGUCUGGUUUCCUGUCUGCUUCCUCCCAGAUUCUCUUGUUAUCAACGUUGGAGACAUUCUACAGGUUUGUUUAUAA
Messenger RNA from Carica papaya (papaya), 825 nucleotides. Lineage: Eukaryota; Viridiplantae; Streptophyta; Magnoliopsida; Brassicales; Caricaceae. The record is from RefSeq and is a predicted model, not a curated record.